AUGAUCUAUGUUAUGGGGAUGUGUGCUCUUACACAAACGGUUCUUCUUUUGAUCUUGGGAAAAUAUGCAAUUGGUGUUGAGGCUGCUACAGCUUUAAGUGUAACGCCUUCUACUGAAUGGUAUGGAGACGAUGGAUCUUGGUCCGCUGUGUCGAUCAGGUUGGGAUCUCCCAAACAAUGGGUCAAUCUCUUUCCGAAUACACUCAGCGCUGAAACCUGGGCGAUAGGGCCAUAUGGCUGUCAAGAUAGUGAUUCGACAUGCUUGGACAAUCGAGGCUCAAUCUUUAACGCAAGCCAAUCUUCUACAUGGGAACCUUUGUUGACACUAGAGUCUUCCCUAUAUUGGCGUCUUGGUACAGGAAAUUCGCUGCAAUGGCCACCUUAUGGAGAGUAUGGACUCGAUAAUCUCGCAUUUGGGCCAGACGGACCAAUCAUUCCCAACGUGACAAUCGCGAUGAUCAACGCUACGGAGUACUGGGUAGGAAGCUUUGGUUUGGGUGCAAGUGCUGGAAACUUCAGCUACGUUACACCAAAUGUCACAUUUGCACAACUAGAAACCCUGGGUGAUAUAGUAAGUGCAGGAUAUGGAUACACUGCUGGUGCUAUAUAUCAGCAAAAGGGUGAGCCAAUGUCUUUGACACUAGGCGGAUAUGAUGAAAAUCGAUUCAUACCUCACAAUAUUUCGUUCACUCUUACCCAAGAUCCGCCUGUACCUCAAGUCUUCGUUGACAGUAUUUUCGUAAUAUCCUCGAAUGGAUCCAAUAUGCCUGUACAACUUGCGUCAUACGAGGAGAAUAUCAAUGCAUUGAUUGAUAGUUCAACUCCUUACCUAUGGCUUCCAGAGACAGUUUGCAAUCGUUUCGCGGAUGCUUUGGGGCUUAGUUAUGACGAGUCCUUGAACCUGUAUACCUUUGACGAAAACCCCGCUCAGCAUAAUAACCUAUCAGACUCAUCUACAACGACAACUUUUACAUUUGUAUUCAAAGACAAAUCCUCAGACUCGGAUUUUAUCGAAAUUGAUUUACCAUACGCAGCUUUUGAUUUAUCAUUAUCCUACCCAUACAUUCCUAAUACCGAAUAUGGAACAGAUGAAGCGUCAAAGUUCUACUUUCCAUUAGCUAGAUCAGCAAAUAGUAGUCAAUACACUAUUGGUCGAGCAUUUUUACAGGAAGCAUACAUUAUCACCUCGUACGAGACCAAUCAAUUCUCCCUUCACCAAGCGGUUCAUAUAUCCGAUACGCUAAAUAACAAGAGCAUUGUUGCCAUCCCAAGUGGGGAUAUUGCUACUGCACAAGGAACUGGUAAAGUGUCAUCCGGUCAGAGUACUCGCUUAACCAAGGGGCAAAUUGCUGGCAUAGUUAUUGGUGUAGUUGGUACAAUAGCCACUUUAUCGGCUACCUUAUACUUUUCCUAUAUAACAUACUAUAAGCCAAAGAAAUUUGCACUUGCUCUUAAGAAUUCUACUUCUGAGUCCGAAGCUGGUGUCAAUCUUCAACCACUCGAUAGUCCUCCACCAACGGGUACCUGUCCUUCAGAAGCGCCUGGUGAUGUCAGUCAUCCUGUUGAGAUAAACUCGGACAUUACACAGCCAACUGAAGUAAGCGCCGACGUCUCGCACCAACUUUUAGAGCUUGCAGCUGUGAUUCCAAAAGAACUCUCUGCAGAAACUCCAGUUGAGCUACCAACAGAAUUUCCAGCAGAUUCUUUCAAAGAGAGUAUUACAGUCGAUCAUAUUCACACUGCUAGUCCUACCGUUAGCCAUGUUUCUGUUUCACAUUCGGGCUCACUACCAUCAAUAAAUGCUCUCGCCAUCAGUUCUGCAGAGCCAUCUUUCGAUAAAGGAUCCAUUCUCGUGACGCCUUCUCGCUCUUCGAUUGUAGCAGAUCAAGUAUCGCCUAAAUCCUCUGAAACACGAAUACGGCCUGAUAGCUUUUCUCCUAUAGUCGAAAUCCAACACCGCAUAAGUCCUCCUCCUACAUACGCUCUUGCAAGACCUAACAACUACGCUUUUACUGAAGAUUUUCUUUCUGGCGACCAACCACUGAGUCAAUUUGCUCCUUCUACUAGUGGUGAAGCCCCAGGACCGAGCAACUGUGUUUUUGCCGGAGCGAUGCCUCCAGGUAUUCAACCUCCAAAUCCAUUUGCUUCAACUAUGGGCCGAGUCGCACAAGUAAAUGAAUGGCAUCGCCGCGAUGUAGAGAGACAAGGCCUUGAGGAACAAUUACAUCGUCAAGCAUUAGCUCGCGAAGAAGAAAUUCGCGAAAAUAAAUUCCAGGCACGUCAACUGGCCCAUAGACAGGAAAUUGAGAGAAUGGAACGACUAGGAACCGAUGUUUUUAAAUAUCGCAACGAGGAUGUAAGGAGUAUUAUAAAACCUUUCAGAGCUUCUGUUCAACCUGGUGAAAAUGGAACUCGUCAUAUAUCCCCCGCAAUUCAAGACGGAGAUGCUAUGACCAGUGUAUCAGCUCACGAAGGUACUCCGGAAGUUGCGCGAGUAACUGCUUUACGUCGAUUCUCUUUUGAGAAUGGAGAUGAUCACGAUGCUGUUUGA
Molecule: messenger RNA, 2550 nt
Organism: Botrytis porri
Lineage: Eukaryota; Fungi; Ascomycota; Leotiomycetes; Helotiales; Sclerotiniaceae
Exons: 4
Coding region: 1-2550 (849 amino acids)
Biological process (GO): proteolysis
Cellular component (GO): fungal-type vacuole
Molecular function (GO): aspartic-type endopeptidase activity
Source: RefSeq, a predicted model, not a curated record